Molecule: messenger RNA, 3084 nt
Organism: Gasterosteus aculeatus aculeatus (three-spined stickleback)
Lineage: Eukaryota; Metazoa; Chordata; Actinopteri; Perciformes; Gasterosteidae
Product: protein spire homolog 2
Biological process (GO): intracellular transport; polar body extrusion after meiotic divisions; cleavage furrow formation
Cellular component (GO): cytoplasmic vesicle membrane; cell cortex
Molecular function (GO): actin binding; microtubule binding
Source: RefSeq, a predicted model, not a curated record
UCCGGCGCCGUCGCGGUAACGCGGUUCCGCUGCCGCAGUCAGAGGAGCGGCAGACGCGGCGAGGACCGCAGAGGAAGACCGCGCCGGACAGCAGUCGGUGGACGACACAAAUGGCCCCGGUGUCCACGGGGUGAAGAAUGGGCCCCACGCCGUCGCGGCCAUGGCCAGAUCCACCGACAGAAGCGCCGGUGACGCGGGCCCGCGUGGGACGACGCCCACCGCACGCGGGGAGGCGGCGCGCGACCCGUCCGAGCCCCGGGAACUGUCCCUGGAAGAGGUGCUGAAGUCCUACGAGCAGCCCAUCAACGAGGAGCAGGCGUGGGCGGUGUGCUACCAGUGCUGCGGCGGGGCGAGGGGGGGCCCCCGCCCGCCCGCCGGGGGAGUCGUCCGGGCGGAGGACCCGUCCUCCGUCCUCCUGCAGAGGGACGGAACCGUGUCGCUGCGGCGGCGCGACGACGACACCGACGGACCUCCUCCUCCACCUCCACCUGCUGCAGAGCGUCAGCUGGUCCAGUCGCUGGGCGUGGCGAUCUACCGCGCCCUGGACUGGGUGGAUGACAGCGAGGAGCGGGAGCUCAGCCCCCAGCUGGAGCGCCUCAUCGAACGCAUGGCCGGAGGGGAGCAGGGCGGGGAGCAGGUCCGCGCUGCCGGCAGGCUCACCACGGACGAAGGGUACGGCGGCCAGGACGAGGAGGAGGACGAGGAGGACGAGGAGGAGGAGGAGGAGGGAGCGGUGAGGCCGGUGUCCACCUUCCGCCAGGUGACGGCGCUGUGCGCGUCCCGGCUGGCCGACCCCAGCCUGGCGCCGGAACACUACCAGGCCGUCUGCAGGGCUCUGUUUGUGGAGACGCUGGAGCUGCGGACCUUCCUCACCAAGAUCCGGGACGCCAAGGAGAUGCUGAAGAAGAUUACCAAAGAGGAAGGUGUGGAGGACAAGUCCACGGCCGAGCUGGACGCCCUGAAGCACACAGACUGGGCGCGUCUCUGGGUGCAGCUGAUGAAGGAGCUCAGGCAUGGCGUGAAGCUGAAGAAGGUCCAGGAGCAGCCGUUCAACCUGCUGCCCACCGAGUUCAGCUUCACGCCCUUCGAGAUGCUGAUGCAGGACAUUCGCACCCGCAAGUUCCAGCUACGCAAAGUCAUGGUGGACGGGGACAUCCCCACCCGAGUGAAGAGAAACGCCCACGAAUUGAUACUGGAUUUCAUCCGGUCAAGACCUCCUCUCAGACCAGCCUCGGAGCGCUGCCUCCCCCCUCCGCCCCUGCAGCCGCAGUCCCUUCACGAAAAGGUCCUGGCUGGGAUCAAGCAGGAGAGGAAGCUGAGGCCGGUGGUGCCGCCCAGCUCCAGACCAUUCGGCUCUCUGCCCUGCCUGGCUCAGACGUGUCCUUGUGACGUCAAAUCCACGUCGUGCAUCGACCUGUCGCUGUCGGAGCCCCGGCCGCCGUCCCGCCCCCGCAUCCUGCUCAAGGCCCCGACUCUGGCCGAGAUGGAGGAGAUGAACAUCUCGGAGGAGGAGGAGUCCCCAGACUGCGGGGAGCUGAGGAGGACGGAGAGCUCCCCCACCCCUCUGAAAAGAGACCGCUCCUUCUCGGAGCACGACCUGGCCCUGCUGCGCGCCGAGAUGCUCCCCUCGCUCUCCGAUGCGGCCCAGCUGGGGGGGCCGGUCAGGCUGAGGGGGGAGAGGCCUCGGUCCAGGACGCUAACUGGGGCCGGACCGCCCCCUUAUCACAGAGCCUCUUACCCGGUUCAGGGCUGGGUGCCGUCCUCCCCGGCCCGCCUGUCUCUGAGCUCGGUUGACGAGACCACGGAGAGGUCGGACACGCCGUCCGGCUCCAGAGCUGGAGACAUGCACCAGUUGAUGGAGGAGUUUAGUCACCCGGUGGAGAGUCUCGCUUUGACGGUGGAUGAGGUCAUCAACGUGCGCCGAGUUCUGGUCAAAGCGGAGAUGGAGAAGUUUCUUCCGAACAAAGAGCUUUACAAUAACCUGAAGCGAGGCAAGGUUUGCUGCUGCUGCAAGGUGAAAUUCCCUAUCUUCUCAUGGCCAUCUACCUGCUUACUGUGUAAAAGAGCUGUCUGUGGCUCCUGCAGUGCAAAGAUGAAGAUCCCCUCGAAGAAGGUGUCCCACAUUCCUGUGUACACCGUUGGCUUCCACAGCACUCCGAGGAGCCACGGACACAAGAGCCAAGUCUAUAAGUCCCUGCGCAGCCUGUCCCGCCGCUCCGUGGAGGAGGAGUUCCCCCACCUGUACACACACGGCUGCACGCUGCGCGACGUCUGCGCCGAAUGCACCAAGUUCGUCGCCGACGUCAUUUCCUCCAGCCGCCGCAGUCUGGACGUCCUCAACAACACCCCCAAGAGGGAGGCCGCCCCCCAGAGGCCGCAACUGCAACGCCAGUCACACCUCCAGACUUGCCCUCGGCCUCACCCUCAGUGUCACCCCCAGUGUCACCCUCCUCCCUAAUCACGGGGUUGGCACAUGCUUGCGCGCACGCGCACUUUGCUCCCGUGCUACACUGUGUUGCACCAUCAAGCUCUUUAAAUACGCACACACACACACACACACACACACACCCUCUCCUUAACCAGAACGAGGAGUUCUUUAAGGGUUUUAAUGGUGACACACCAGUGAGGACACAAUGGAUGCUCUGCUAUCUAUCUAUGAAGCUUUUGCUGUGGCUGCUUUUUUAGCGAGGAGCUAGAGACGCUUAAACCACCACCCCCCCCCCCGCGGUCGCCUUCUUGUUUGUGUCCUAAAUUGCAUUCAAGAGACAGAAUUUUAAAAUGACAAGCCGGUAAAAGUGUGUGUUUAUUAUAUUGUUAUAUGCUUGUGAGGCCCGCGGGCGGCCGGACGAGGUGCGAGGGCGGCGGCGGCACUGUGAACGUAUCGGGCCGGAGGCUCAAGGCCACAACCAUUUUUUUUAUUUUUGUUCUUCUUUCGUUACCGACGCAGCGCGAUGAUGGCGAUUUUUAAGCAAGCCCGAAAAGGAAGUCCCGCCUCUUUCACUUCUCACGGGCGCUUGCAAUCUGCCUUGGUUUUGUACGCUAAGUAAAGUUCAACUGCAAUAAAAUCUAACAACAAACACCCCC